Messenger RNA from Botrytis porri, 549 nucleotides. RefSeq lists its product as uncharacterized. The record is from RefSeq and is a predicted model, not a curated record. The transcript has a single exon. NCBI's taxonomy places the organism in Eukaryota, Fungi, Ascomycota, Leotiomycetes, Helotiales, Sclerotiniaceae. The coding region runs from base 1 to 549 and encodes 182 amino acids.
AUGACACUUAUUGACCCUCCUCCCGCAACCCACCCACCUUCCUACGAACCCUCUCCGCACCGUGGUCGUAAACGUCGCCGCUCAUCUGCUGCCUCUCCACCCCCUAUCAUAACCAGUACAUCCACAAAUUUCCGAGGUCGAGUUCGUCAUCGAUCACCUCAGACAUCACAUUUAACAACCUCCUCACCAUUACCAUCCUCACCCCUCAACCCCAAAUCAACAAACGCAAAUACAAACACAACCAUAACAUCCCUUACAGCCACAGCCCCUAGAAUCAAAUACCAAAAAACUCACGCUACGGCUGCAACAACGACAACGACAACAACUCCCUCCCCAUCACCAUCUCUCCUUCUUUUCUCCCCGCGCUCCAAAACCCGGAGAGGUCAAUCGCCCUCCCGUUCUCGAAGCAAGGGCCAAUCAGUCGAUAAAGAAGUUCCAAGAAGAAGACAGAGAACAAGAAGUAGGAGUCGAUCUCAUAAGGUUGCGAAUGAUGAGAAAGAUAGUAGCAAGGGAAAAAUGAAAGUUUUAUCCGGGACAGAAAGAGCUUGA